GCCUUGACUAGUGCUUUCUCUAGCUGCAGCCCCAUCAGCGAUCUCUCUCUCAAUGGAAGUCACGAAGGAAAGGUAUGCCAUUGUGACUGGGUCUAACAAAGGCAUCGGAUUGGCGACCGUGAAGCAGUUGGCCUCUCAUGGAAUUAAGGUACUGCUCACCGCCAGAGAUUCCAAGAGAGGAUUUGAAGCCCUUCAGGAAUUGAAACAUUCUGGUAUCUCCCACGACCUGGUUUCUUGUCACCAACUUGAUGUGACGGACUCUGCCAGUAUUGCGUCUCUUGUGGAUUUUGUUAGAAUCCAGUUUGGCAGGCUGGAUAUUUUGGUGAACAAUGCUGCAAUCCUUGGAGUCAUUAUGGAUGAGCCGGUGGGAUCGACAAUAAAUCCGGCUGAAUUGAUUCAAACUGAUGAGUUGGCUGAAAAAUGCCUAAAAACAAACUACUAUGGUGCCAAGGAAACAACCGAGGCUUUUCUUCCCCUUCUCCAGUUAUCUGAUUCGCCCACAAUUGUUAAUGUCUCCUCCCAGGCUGGGUCCUUAAAUGGGAUAUCAAACAAAUGCGCGAAAGAGGUGUUAGAUGAUGCUGAGAAUCUCACAGAUUACAGGAUAGAUGAAGUAUUGAGGGAGUUCAAGAAGGACUUCAAAGAAGGGUGUUUAGAAAGCAAAGGGUGGCCGAUGUAUGGGUCAGCCUAUAAGGUGGCAAAAGCAGCCCUGAACGCGUACACGAGGCUUGUGGCCAUCAAGUACCCAAAUGUGUGCGUCAACUGUGUUUGCCCAGGUUCUGUCAUCACCGACCUCACCAGAAAGACCGGCAGCUUAUCUGUUGAACAAGGUGCUUAUAGUGUUGUCAAACUAGCUCUACUGCCCCCUGGUUCCCCUUCUGGCCUCUUCUAUGUCCGCCAACAUGUCUCAACCUUCUGAGCCACCUUCAUAUAUGGUAAUGGCCAAUCUGUGUUUGAUGACCUCGAAUAAAAGAAUAACUCUGCGAGGGUUUUUUGAAAAAAAAAAUUAAUUUUUGUCUCUUGUUGUUGUUUCACGUUUAUAAAUU
Prosopis cineraria is the source of this 1043-nucleotide messenger RNA. RefSeq names its product (+)-neomenthol dehydrogenase-like. Lineage: Eukaryota; Viridiplantae; Streptophyta; Magnoliopsida; Fabales; Fabaceae. The transcript has 5 exons. The record is from RefSeq and is a predicted model, not a curated record. Gene Ontology annotation, cellular component: membrane. The coding region runs from base 53 to 916 and encodes 287 amino acids.